This is a messenger RNA of Gymnodraco acuticeps, 4306 nucleotides long. RefSeq lists its product as uncharacterized. Gene Ontology annotation, molecular function: metal ion binding; NAD+ poly-ADP-ribosyltransferase activity. Lineage: Eukaryota; Metazoa; Chordata; Actinopteri; Perciformes; Bathydraconidae. The transcript has 12 exons. The record is from RefSeq and is a predicted model, not a curated record. Bases 146 to 2878 code for a protein of 910 amino acids.
AAUAGUUAAGUUUCGGUUUCCAAUCCUCAGAAAUGAUUCCGAGCCUUCCUACUGCAGUGAAUACAGCAGCUGCUCAGAGCUGCAGUUGCUGUCUGGUUGGUCUGGUUCAGCUGGGAGCAGGACAACAGGAAGAGGGUGAACAAUAAUGGAGCUAGAGUCAGGAAUAUUACAGUUUAUCUGCGCUAGUCAGGGAUCAGUGAACACUGAGGAGCUGCUGUGUAACCUCGGCUCAGGCGAUGCUACGGCUGACAUCAUCAGUAACCGAGAGAAAUUCGCCUUCGUUUGUCCGUUCGGUCAGCCGAAGGUGGUGGCGCGGACCAGGCUGAGGCUGUGCCUCUUGAAGGACUGUCCGGGCGCGUGCACUGGGCUGCACUUGUGUAAAAAGUUCCUCUUUACUGGAUCCUGUCCGUUCACCCGCACGAGGACUGGAUGCAGAUUCUCCCAUUGCCUGGACUCUUUCCACAAUGCAGCGAAGCUGACUGAGCAUGGUCUGGAGAGCCUGAGCCGGAGUGAGCUGUGCACCCUGCUGCUGCAGAGCGACACCAGGCUCCUGCCUCAGAUAUGUCAUAAUUACAACAAUGGUGGUGGGCGGCUGGGCCUGUGUCAAGAGGGCGAUAAUUGCACAAGAUUGCACAUCUGCGAGAAGUACCUGAACAGCGUCUGCAGCUGCACCAAGAACCAUGAUUUUAGCGCUCCACAGCCACAAAAGAGCCUGUCUGACAGAGGCGUGCCGGACCAACUCUUUCCCUCGUUGAUGUCUGUCUAUGCCAACCUGCUGGCUCUGAAGUACGCCGACAGACAGGGCGACUCCGAUGCCAGCGGCGCCGAUGGUCUGAUUCCACCACAGAGAGAGAGGCAAAGAGGGAGAGGGAGAGCUGGUUUCCGGGGCAACCCAGGCAACAUGGGCAACCGAGGCAACAGAGGAAACAUGGGCAACCGUGGCAACAGGGGCUUCAGGGGGAACAGAGGCAACCGGGGCAACAGAGGAAAUCAAGACAACCAGCCAACCCGUUCCACUGAUGAAGUCUUUGCUGACUUCGAAAUCUUAGAUCCGUUCACCGAAGAUGGCCUGAGCCAAGAUCGGAGACCUACCUCCCCGUACAGCGACGUCUCUGCUGCUGCCAACGACACCGAUGCCAGCAGCGACGAUGGAAAGAGCAGAAAGCCAAAUCUGAAUAAAACCUCAGCCGCUGUCCCAGGGAGAGGCAGCGACAGGGGCAACCAUCAACCGCUGAACAGGAGUCGGGCUACUGCUGACCCUGAGUCAGUCAGCGACAACGCAAACAGUGAGGAUGGAGCCAGAAGAAGACCGAGGCCUGUCAGAGAUAAAACUGAGAUAUGCAUGUUCUUCAUCAAAGGACACUGUAAACAUGAGGACGAGCGAUGUUAUAAAGCCCACAACAAGAUGCCGUACAGCUGGCAGGUGCUGCUGGAUGAUCAGUGGACUGCCCUACCUAAUAAUGAGACCAUUGAGAAGGACUACUGUGACCCAAAGAACACAUACAGUAGCAGCAACCUGCCUGUAGACUUCGACAUGAUGACCCAAGGAGCGAACAAAGUACGCCGACUCUCCACCUCAAACUCUCUGGUGGAUGUCAGCUUCCUCCACACCACCGAGUGGGUUUGGUACUGGGAGGAUGAGCAUGCAUCCUGGACCAUGUAUGCUUCACGUUCUGGUGGGCACAGCGCAGCAGACACUGGCAGCGCUGAGCUGGAGCAGAAGUUUCUGGACAACGCCAAAGAUGUGGUGGAGUUCAGCGCUGGCUCACAGACAUACUCACUCAGUUUCCAGGACUUGAUCCAAACAAACAAGCAGUACGGCACAAAGAGGGAUGUGAAAAGACGGCCCCGGUUCGUCUCUGCAGCUGAUGUUAGCGCAAAGAACACAAGAAGGCCUCUCGCUCAAUCAAGCACUGUACCGGAUCACUGGGACAAGACACAGAUUUCUCAAACAGGAUACAAGACAGUCUCCCUCCAUCGCACCUCAGGCGAAUAUAUGGAGAUUGAAACCCUCUUCUGUAACACCAUGAGAGGCUUUGACAUCGUGGAAAUAGAAAGGAUUCAGAACAAAGCUCUUUGGGAAGCCUUUCAGUUGAAGAACAAACAGAUGAAGGACAACAACAACGGGCACAAUGUGACAGAAAAGAAGCUUUUUCAUGGCACUAAAUCUGAAUAUGUAGCCGUCAUCUGCCACAAAAACUUUGACUGGAGAGUGUGUGGAGUUAAUGGAACUGCUUUUGGCCAAGGCAGUUACUUUGCCCGGGACGCAAAAUACUCCCACAGCUACACCGAGGACUCUCAUGUGAAAUCCAUGUUCGUGUCGCGGGUGCUGGUGGGGGACUACACCAGAGGGAGCUCCAGCUACCGCAAACCUCCUUCCAAAGACGGGGGGGUCAUCAACCUGUACGACAGCUGCGUCGACGAUGAAAUCAAGCCUUCAAUCUUUGUUGUGUUCGAUUCAAACCAGAUCUACCCCGAGUACCUGCUGCAGUACAAAAGCACGCACCCACUGGUCUCUUUAGUUGCUGCAGUACCAGCACCGACACCAGUACCAGCACCGACACCAGUACCAGCACCAAGACCAGCUCCCAAACUCAGUGUCACAGGUUAUCAAUCUAGCACAUCAUCAUACCGACCCAGUACAUCAUCAUACCGACCCAGUACACCGUCAUACCAACCCAGUACACCGUCAUACCAACCCAGUACACCGUCAUACCAACCCAGCACCUCCACAAACUACCCCUCAGUUAACAGAAUACAGAACAGAUUUAGUCCAUCUCCCACACCCACCCCAGUUAACAGAACAUCCAGAUUUAGUCCAUCUCCCCCACCCACCCCGAGCCCAAAGAAGUCGUCUGAUUCCUGCGUCAUUUCUUAAGGACAGGGAUGAAGUGAGGGCAUGAUGAUAAUAUGGAGCUUAGUGUGUACAGAGGGCUGUGAGUCAUUUGGGGAAUAGAUUAAAUAUAGUAAUGACAGCCGAACAGCACCCUUCAGAGAACCUGGAAAACAGCUUUUCCCCAUGUUUCCUGUCUAACUGAGUAAUGGGUACAUCAGUCUUUAACUGGUCUAGUGAUGAGGGAUAAACUGAAAGGCAGCCAGGUAACAGGCUGUGUGCCACUGACAUGCUCAGUUUUAAAUGUGUGUCCGACACCUUUAUAGUUGGAGUCAUUGUAUUGGAUUAAAGAAGCGUUGCUUAUUGUUAUUUUAAAGCGAGUUAUUGUCAUGGCGGAAUAUAAAUCUGAUAUUGACAAUGUGCAAUUGAUUCACAACCUCUGAACAAGACUUCUCAGAGAGAGACACAAUAAGCAAAGGUAAAAUAAAAUGGCAUAGGGAUAUAUAUUUUUGUAAUCCUCUGGAGCAGAGAGAGGAGCUGUGGAUUAUUGUUAUUGAUUAGUGCAGCAGUGUUUCUUAGGGUCAAAAACACUAAACUCUUAAAAUGAAAGUGUUUAGUUUAUUUAAUAAAAGAGCACAUGUUCAAUGUGAAAAGUGACAGUAGAUACAGAUUAGAUGCAAUUUGGUGCAAAAUAUAUAUAUUACAAAUAAAAAAAUAAUUUAAAUAUUUAAAAAAAAAAGAUUUUCUGUUAAACACCUUGCAUGUCAGGAGGGGUGGGGGGCUCCGUUGGCGGGGCGCAGCGCCCCUCCAAGACAAUGGUAGGGGAAACACUGAAGUGUUUGAUCAUCGAUUUUGUACCAAUAAAUCAAUAUAGAAGGAGGGCGGCGGCAAGAUGACGUAAUUGCAGAGCAAAUCAAUCGUCAAAUGAAAAAAACUUCUCAGCAAGAUUUUAACACAGCCUUUUUGAUUUUCCUGUUAUUAUUCCCCACUAUUGUUUCUGUGUUUAAAACAAGCUUAUGAUUUGCAUCUUACAGUACGUCAUGUUUUAUUCAUUAAGUCUGUUUCCAUUGCACUUAUUUAGGAUCAACAUUAAUAUAUGUGGAAUUAAUCAGAAAAAUGCUCAGGAAACGUUAUACAUUACAAUAGCCUUUUCUCUCGUUGACUGUUAUAAUGAACACUAUAUCAUACUGUAUGUAGUCAUUAUUACAGCAGGGGGUCUGCUGCACGGCCCCCAGCCAGUAGAGGGCCACACCAUCGUUAUUGGCAUUCAAAAAUAAGCCAUCAAAUGUAAAGCUUCUUACACUAAGUGCAAAUUAGAUAAUUAUAUUAUUAUAAUGUGUAGCUACUUGUAGGUUGUGUGUGUAAUUUGUGUCUUACUUCACAAUUGCACUGCUUUUACUUUUCAAAAAACUCUGCUGUUUGCAAACAUUGCUGAUUUUGUGAGUUGAAUAAAUAAAAAAACACGUCACGGUG